AAAUGAUAUUUUCGUCCUUCGUUAUUUGUUUUUUUCCUCUCCUUAGUUUAUCCCUCGCCGUCCCUCAUUUCUCUCUCUCGCGCCGCCUUUCCUCUCUCGAGUAUUUUUUUCCAUCGUCGUGCCUCCAGCGCCGCCGUAUCUCGCAGCACGCAGCUGCAAGUCGCCGCCCAGUCCAUCGGCCGCCGCUGAUUAGACGUCCGCCGCCGCCCCAGUCGAUGCCGGAUCUCCCUGGGCAGCGGCUGUGACCCAUGUGACACUAAUCGAGCACGCAGCUGGUAACUGAGUAUGCUGAAUUUUACGUCAAGCUUGCAAAUGUGAGAAUGGACGUGCUAUACGGAGAAAUAAUGCAAUUUGGAACUGGACGAAGGCUAAGGGAGCCUGCUGAAUGGUAAUUGUUCUAUUGGAAUUCAGAUUUCGAACAAAUUUGAUCCAUUCGAAACGUUUUGAUUGAGAUCAUAGUAUGAAUUAGUUCUAUUAGCUUGUUCCGGCUUGGAAAUGGCGUCUUUCCUAUUCCACACUUCACGUAGGUCCGUGUCCUGCCUAUCUCUUCAUCGUAAAUUUCUCAAUCACCUCUCCAGCCUUGAGGCACCGGUUUCUUACACCAGAGCUAGUUUAGUUUCCAAUUUAUGGUGUAAUCGGUCAGAUUUUGCUUGCAAAAAUUUCAUUCGAGAUUUUAGAUAUGGACUUAUCCACGGUUUAUCCACGUCUUCGGAUCUAAAGGAGAGUUCCAAGAAUGACGAGAGCCCAAAUAGUAGUGUUAAAAAUGAUGGAAGAUCAGAGGCGAAAGUUGAGAUGUCCUGGAUUUAUUUGUAUUUGCCCAAAAAGAUUCAGCCUUAUGCUCACCUUGCGCGGCUCGAUAAACCCAUUGGGACGUGGUUACUUGCUUGGCCUUGUAUGUGGUCAAUUACCUUGGCGGCACCUCCAGGCCAACUUCCCGACUUUAAAAUGCUGACUCUAUUUGGAUGCGGGGCUUUGCUUUUGAGGGGUGCUGGGUGUACCAUAAACGACCUCCUCGAUCAAGAUAUUGAUACAAAGGUUGAACGUACAAAGCUAAGACCAGUUGCAAGUGGUCAAUUAACCCAACCCCAGGGAAUCAGUUUUUUAGGGUUGCAGCUAUUUUUGGGACUUGGAAUUCUCCUUCAACUGAAUAAUUUCAGUCGCAUUUUGGGGGCUUCCUCUUUGCUUCUAGUCUUCUCCUAUCCUCUCAUGAAGAGGUUCACGUUUUGGCCUCAAGCCUAUCUAGGUCUGACCUUCAAUUGGGGAGCUUUAUUAGGAUGGGCAGCCAUCAGAGGAACUUUGGAUCCAGCUAUCGUUUUACCACUGUACUUUUCUGGAGUAUUCUGGACUCUUGUGUAUGAUACGAUAUAUGCACAUCAGAGCUACUCUUUUUGGGUACUGUUUUAUUUUGUUUGGCAAUUGGGGAAGAAGAAUCAUGGACAUAGGAGUGGCUGUGUAAAUGGACAGAAGACCGCAAACGGGAGGCAACAAAAAGAGGAGAAACUCCAUGGACAUGGGAGCAAGCACGAAAAUGGAUGACAAAUAAUGAGUGCAAAAUGGUGGAAGAAGCAGACCGGAAGGAGACAUUGCACGAAAAUUCGAGAGUGGAGCAAAAUCGGGAUGAGAUAUUUGAGUUGGUAGUGGCAAGCAAAACCAACGGUAGUUCGAAGAUGGUUGAUAGCCUGAGUUCGAAGUCCAUGGUGCAGGGCAGUGGAGGCAGUACGGGUUCGAUAGGAAGUGGAGUUCGAACGAGGACGGUGAAGAAGAAAUCGGAGAGUGAACGGAGACAGAGAAGUAUAUUCAUGAGAAUGGAUUGGAAAAAGCGGAGGGAGAACUCAUUGAAGGGCGACAAGUUGGAGAGGCGAAGGAAUGAGAGUAAGAGAAAAACACCGACGGUAAAACGUGGAGACAAGCGGAAGAAGAAACAAGGGCCGGAGGUGAAGAAUCGAGUGAAGAAAUGGUUGUGGUUCAAAGAACCAGAGGACGGUUGGCCGCGGCAGAGAAAGAAGACGUCAGCGAUUGAUUGGCUGAGAUGGCAAGGCGGUUGGCGGACGGAGCGGCGACGGCUGAAGGACCUGCUAACGAUCGCGCAAGUCGAAGAAAGUGGGAGGACGGUGAAUCAAAGGCGCUGGACAUGGAAGACGAGGCCGAAAUAUGGUGGUGGGAGAAAGAGACAUGUAACAAGGGAGGCUGAUGGUGGGAAGGAAAGGUCGGGAUGCUGUGCGAUGGAGAUGAACGACUAUCUGAACCAUUGGAGAUCGACGGUCAUAGGCGUGGGAUAGAGAGGUUGAGGAUGGUGUUGCUUGAAACGGCGGGAAAAGGCUUGCAGUUAGAGACGAAGAAGACAACCACGACGGAAGAAGGUUGGAAAAAUUUCGUGAAAACAGAGACAAUGAUGUGGCAGAAGAUUAUAGGGGCAAAAAUAACUAACCCUAAUUACGUGGGUGUGGGCUGCAUUUUUUUUGAAUGGGCUUGAGUUUACUUUAAAUAUAAUUAUAGUGGCCCAUUAUCUUAUUUUGCUCUCAACUGAGGAAGCAAAAUGUAAGUUGAGGAACGUGAAGAAGAGAAAAUCGUGUGUGAAGCCAUGGAGGGGACAAGGUGGCAGCAUGAUUUUGGGCUCAUAAUGGGCUGGACUUGCUUGGUCUAUUUAUCGGUUUACUAUGAUCAUGUGUUUGGUGAGGAGAAGAAAGGUCCAAAACUAUCGGAGAGUCCUUGGCUGUUUUUGGGGCCAAUUUUAAGUAGCUUGGAUGAGGUUCACACUCCUACAAAGGUGAUAGAUUUAAAAUAUGGAUUUCCGGUUGGGUCGUUAUUUGACCCAGGACCUGACUCGAUAUGGGAUUACAGUAGGGGUGUACAUCAAACCAAAAAACACCGACUCGAUCAAAUUAAGGUCGAUCGGUGGUUGGUUUUCGGUUUUUCUGAAAGAAAAAAAAAAAACGUUGAAAACCGACCGACGUAUAAUAUA
Messenger RNA from Benincasa hispida (wax gourd), 2962 nucleotides. The record is from RefSeq and is a predicted model, not a curated record. Lineage: Eukaryota; Viridiplantae; Streptophyta; Magnoliopsida; Cucurbitales; Cucurbitaceae.